Messenger RNA from Aricia agestis (brown argus), 1893 nucleotides. It is a transcript of the gene GluClalpha, whose product is annotated as glutamate-gated chloride channel. Bases 405 to 1745 code for a protein of 446 amino acids. Gene Ontology annotation, biological process: nervous system process; signal transduction; chemical synaptic transmission. The transcript has 11 exons. Gene Ontology annotation, molecular function: extracellular ligand-gated monoatomic ion channel activity; chloride channel activity; neurotransmitter receptor activity. NCBI's taxonomy places the organism in Eukaryota, Metazoa, Arthropoda, Insecta, Lepidoptera, Lycaenidae. Gene Ontology annotation, cellular component: membrane; synapse; neuron projection. The record is from RefSeq and is a predicted model, not a curated record.
CCGAUAUCGAACGUUGGAUUUCCCGGCCGCGCCGCGCCGUUGCCUUUAUUCGAAUACUUUUUUUUAAAUAACUUUUUUUAUUUGGUCGCCGCUUAUAGUGGUUUUGCCACCAUCGAUUUUUUUUUAUUAAAAAAAAGUUGUUAACUUUUUUUAAACUUUGGAUUGUGUGAGACUGGAAAAUAACUAGGCGCUUUUAUUCGUGUGAUUUUUAAUUUAAGGCCAAGUUUAAUAUUUUUCCUUUCAAGUGUCUCUAACGACAAGAAUAAUUUAUUUAAUCGGAAACUUAAUUUCGUGUAUUUCAUCUGUGGCUUUUAUGUUUAAUCUGUGACAUUUACUAGUGCAUUUGGCGGCACUUUCGUAAUUUGAAUUUAUUUAUAACAACCGCAUAAUUUAAAGGUCGGACGAUGGACAUCUCUCGCCCAUCAUGCGCCAUUCUUCUUCUAGUAGCAUUUUGUCUUUUACACCUCGCAACAUGUAUGAACGCGAAGAUAAAUUUUCGAGAGAAGGAGAAACAGAUCCUGGACCAGAUCCUAGGUCCAGGGAGGUACGACGCUCGCAUCAGACCCUCCGGCAUCAACGGCACUGGCGAUGCGCCUACGUUAGUUCGUGUGAACCUGUAUCUACGUUCCAUCAGCAAAAUAGAUGAUUACAAAAUGGAGUACUCGGUACAGUUGACUUUCCGAGAACAGUGGCUGGAUGAGAGACUCAAGUUUAACAAUUUAGGAGGCCGGCUCAAAUACCUGACGCUGACGGAGGCGAACCGCGUGUGGAUGCCCGAUCUGUUCUUCUCCAACGAGAAGGAGGGCCACUUCCACAACAUCAUCAUGCCCAACGUGUACAUCAGGAUCUUCCCCAACGGCAACGUGCUAUACAGCAUCCGGAUCUCGCUGACGCUGUCCUGCCCCAUGAACCUCAAGCUCUACCCUCUGGACAAGCAGACCUGCUCGCUGAGGAUGGCCAGCUAUGGGUGGACGACAGACGACCUGGUGUUCCUGUGGAAGGAAGGCGACCCGGUGCAGGUGGUGAAGAAUCUCCACCUGCCGCGCUUCACCCUGGAGAAGUUCCUCACUGAUUACUGCAACAGCAAGACUAAUACAGGCGAAUACAGCUGUUUGAAGGUGGACCUGCUGUUCAAGCGCGAGUUCAGUUACUACCUCAUCCAGAUCUACAUCCCCUGCUGCAUGUUGGUCAUCGUCUCCUGGGUGUCCUUCUGGCUGGACCAGGGUGCUGUGCCGGCGAGGGUGUCGCUUGGUGUAACCACGCUCCUCACCAUGGCAACCCAGUCUUCCGGCAUCAACGCCUCCCUACCUCCCGUCUCGUACACCAAAGCCAUCGACGUCUGGACCGGUGUCUGUCUGACCUUCGUGUUUGGGGCGCUGCUAGAGUUCGCCCUAGUAAACUAUGCGUCCCGCUCCGACAUGCACAGGGAGAACAUGAAGAAAACGAGACGGGAGAUGGAGGCCGCCGCUAGCAUGGACGCGGCGUCAGAUCUGCUGGACACCGACAGCAAUACAACCUUCGCUAUGAAACCGCUGGUGCGCGGCGCCGACCCCAAGAUCCGGCAGUGCGAGAUCCACAUGAGCCCCCCGCGCAAGAACUGCUGCCGGCUGUGGAUCUCCAAGUUCCCCACGCGCUCCAAGCGGAUAGACGUCAUCUCGCGCAUCACCUUCCCCCUCGUCUUCGCGCUCUUCAACGUCAUCUACUGGUCGACUUACUUGUUCCGCGAUGAGGAGGAGGAGAAGUGAUUCUCCGGGUCUGCCGAGGGGAGCGGGGACGUGUGGCGCCUGGCCGCCACCGUCCUCGCGCCCUACGCCCUCUUCGCUGUCGCCUACAUCCUGUGCCUCCGCCCGCGCAACGACCCGGAGCCGCCCGUGGUGCUCGCCCGCCCCGCGC